Pieris napi is the source of this 544-nucleotide messenger RNA. It is a transcript of the gene PolE4, whose product is annotated as DNA polymerase epsilon subunit 4. Gene Ontology annotation, molecular function: protein heterodimerization activity. The transcript is spliced from 2 exons. The coding region runs from base 46 to 486 and encodes 146 amino acids. NCBI's taxonomy places the organism in Eukaryota, Metazoa, Arthropoda, Insecta, Lepidoptera, Pieridae. The record is from RefSeq and is a predicted model, not a curated record. Gene Ontology annotation, cellular component: epsilon DNA polymerase complex; nucleus.
CAAUAGGAUACUCUUUAAGUACAAAAACAAUCUAAAAACACAAUAAUGAGUGAAGAGGAAAACUAUACUGAAGUGGAUAUAUCAGAUAUUGUGGAUGAUUCUGAAAAUUACUUUGAAAAUCAAGCUUCUGAUUUACAUGAUUCCGAACAAAACUCGAUACAAAAUUCAGAAAUUGUUAACUCUGAAGAAGCAACCUCAACGGAUAAAAAAAUACCGCAAGCCAAAAGUGAUGUAGUGCGUAGUACGAGGUUACCCAUGGCUAGAAUAAAAAAUAUUAUGAAAAUGGAUCCUGAUGUACAUAUAGUGAACGCUGAAGCUGUCUUUUUGGUCACUAAAGCAACGGAAAUGUUCUUGGAAACAAUAGCAAAGGAAACUCAUAUAUACACUACCCACCACAAAAGAAAAACAAUAGCGAAAAAAGAUCUUGAUGUGAUUAUAAAUAAAGUUGAUUGUUUGUGUUUCCUUGAGGGUGCUAUGGACUUCUAAUUUAAGAUGUAAAUACUUAUAUUAUAAGGUUGGUUAAAAUAAAACUUCUUAAUUAUAA